This is a messenger RNA of Arabidopsis lyrata subsp. lyrata, 1356 nucleotides long. Its product is annotated as retinol dehydrogenase 12. Lineage: Eukaryota; Viridiplantae; Streptophyta; Magnoliopsida; Brassicales; Brassicaceae. The transcript has 7 exons. The record is from RefSeq and is a predicted model, not a curated record. Bases 75 to 1193 code for a protein of 372 amino acids.
UCACGCAAAUACUGUUUUUGUCUUGUCCCUGAAACAGAUCUCUCUCAUCAAUCAUCUCAAGAAGGAAGAAGAAGAUGAGCAGUGAAACAUUGUCGUUGACGAAGAAGAAGAAGGAAGCUUUGGGAUGGAUAGAGUUGAUCAGAGGAUGGGGUUGUGUUUUCCACGAGUUUCUCUUCCAAAGAUUCAUGGCGUCUCAUUUACAAAAUCCACUUCCUCUUCCUUCUCUCAAUCACCUCACCUGCAUUGUCACUGGCUCCACUAGCGGCAUUGGUCGCGAAACAGCUAGGCAGCUUGCAGUAGCUGGUGCUCAUGUUGUAAUGGCGGUGAGGAAUACAAAAGCAGCUCAUGAGCUGAUUCAACAAUGGCAGAAGGACUGGUCUGGUAAAGGCCUUCCUCUUAAUCUCGAGGCUAUGGAACUUGAUCUUCUUUCUCUGGGUUCCGUCGUCGAAUUUUGCAAUGUGUGGAACGCGCGAUUAUCCCCUUUGCAUGUUCUGAUCAACAAUGCCGGCAUAUUUUCCAUGGGAGAGGAACAGAAGUUCUCAAAGGAUGAAUAUGAGCAGCACAUGCAAGUGAACCAUUUAGCUCCAGCGCUGCUUUCACUACUCCUUUUGCCCUCGCUUAUACGAGGCACCCCAAGCCGGAUCAUUAAUGUGAAUUCUGUUAUGCACUAUGUUGGUUUUGUUGACCCGGAUGAUAUGAAUGUUGUUUCUGGGAAACGAAAGUUUACAAGCCUCGUUGGAUAUUCUGGCAGCAAGCUUGCACAGGUUAUGUUUAGCAAUGUUCUCUUGAAAAGGCUGCCACUAGAAACUCGCAUUAGUGUUGUUUGUUUAUCCCCCGGGAUUGUCCUAACAAAUGUUGCGAGGGAUCUACCAAGAUAUGUUCAAGUUCAAUACGCGUUGAUACCUUAUUUCAUCUUUUCGCCUCAAGAAGGUUGUAGAAGCACACUUUUCUCAGCGACAGACUCUCAGAUUCCAGAGCAUUGUGAAAAGCUAAAAACCGGCGAUAAGCCCAUUUGUACAUUCAUAUCUCAAGAUUGCAAGCACACAAAGCCUUCAGAAGAAGCACACAACGUAGAAACAGCGACCAGAGUUUGGGAAAAGACGAUAGAGAUGAUCGGUCUUCCUCUUGAUGCAUUGGAGAGGCUUAUAGAAGGAGAAGAGGUCCAAUGUCGGUAUGGGACUCAUCAACAAUAAGUGUUUCUCACAAGUCUUUUACAAGUCUCUCUCUUCUUUCCUCCAAUUUGUACUUGCUAGAAGAUUCUAGAAUUUGACCUUAAAGCUGCAUUACACUACACUACACACAUUCUAAACGAUGAAGGAUGAGAUCUAAGGGAAACUUAUUGACACUAAAAAAAAA